This is a messenger RNA of Cryptomeria japonica (Japanese cedar), 3003 nucleotides long. RefSeq lists its product as uncharacterized. The transcript has 15 exons. The record is from RefSeq and is a predicted model, not a curated record. The coding region runs from base 598 to 2712 and encodes 704 amino acids. Lineage: Eukaryota; Viridiplantae; Streptophyta; Pinopsida; Cupressales; Cupressaceae. Gene Ontology annotation, molecular function: short-chain carboxylesterase activity; monoacylglycerol lipase activity.
UCACAUGGUGUUUUUAAAAACGGGGAGGGUAGGAAUAAUGUGAGCCAAUCAAAAAUACCAAAUCUGACGGGCUCUGAUCACUUUCAGAGUCUUGCAUCGGUACAGAAAACUAACAGUCGUCGAUCCUGCAAGCUAGAUCGCUCCUCCUCGGCAAUAUCAAUUUAUUUUCUUCUAUAUUAUAAUGAGGGAUUCGAAGGAGAUCCUCAGUAGUUAGCCUGAAUUUGUUUCUUUUUGUACACUCAAUUGUUGGAAUUAAUGCUAUGGGGCUAACAUUCACGUAAAACCAAUACCACUGCACUUUUCCAAUCACACGUCAUCGAACCAUUUGGACUUUUUGGACUAUAUAACACAUUUCCACAGCCUUCUUAACCUUUGCAACCAAGGCCAGGACUGCGCGUGAGCCAAAACAUGCAGGAAAAAACACCAUAUAUUUUAUUCAACAAUCCUUGGCCCAGAUAAUCCCAAAAACACCCAACAAUUGUUUUCAUCACAUGUUGGCAGCAGUCCUGGGAAACACGGGGAUACUCUUUAUUUGACUUCUAGCUUGAGCCAAAAACAUCUGCGCAAUCUGUAACAACCAAGAACAAUUUGAUUAUAAUGGACUGUGUUAAUGAAUUGAACGCCUUGGAGCCUAUUGUGAUAAUUAGAGCAGCUCUGAAUAUGUCCUUCUGGUACUAUGUUCUUGGGCUGGUGUUAAUUAUGGGUUAUGUGGUGUAUAAUUUUGUUGAAAUUCAUUUGAUUGGGGAUCUGUUGUUUGGCAUUGGGAGAAACUCUGUAAGAGUAAUCUGUGAUCCAGCUUCCGAAAUUGCAACUCAGGUGCUGUCCAAGUGUCAAAUCCUCAGGGGAAGGUAUUGGCCAACCCCGUGGCUUUGCAGCCCUCAUUUGCAAACUGCUUUUCUGCACUUUUUUGGCAACCCACCAGUUUUUGAAUACCAAAGGCAGAUAUUCCUCUCUUUGGAUGGGGAAACUAUUGCUCUGGAUUGGCUUAUAGAUAAUGACAUUGUUAAAAGACCUGCAAGCCUAAACAUGCCCAUUUCAGAGAAUAACUCAACGCCUAUAGUGAUUGUGAUUCCUGGUCUGACAAGCGAUUCUAAAGAUCCUUAUAUAAAGCACAUUGCUUAUGCUCUUGCUAAGAAUGGAUGGAAGAUGGUUGUUGUCAAUCAUCGAGGACUAGGGGGCACUUCCGUUAAUACAGGUCGUUUUUACAAUGCUGGGUGGACAGAAGAUCUGCGCAGAGUUAUUGGUUAUUUGCGUGAUGAGAAUCCCAAGGCCCCUUUACUAGCAGUUGGGACAAGCAUUGGUGCAAAUAUACUGGUCAAAUAUCUUGGAGAGGAAGGGGCAAAUACUCCAUUAGUUGGAGCUACAGCUAUCUGUUGCCCUUGGGAUCUUGUGAUAGGUGAUCGGUUUAUAAACAGAAGGCUUAUCCAAAGGAUUUACAACAAGGUUCUGGCUACUGGUCUUCGGGGUUAUGCUCAGAUGCAUCAGGGUGCUCAUGCACAGAUUGCAGAUUGGGAUUGCAUAGAAAAGGCACGUUCUAUCAGAGAUUUUGACAAAUAUUUUACGUGUCAUAUUGGUAAAUAUGCGACGGUGGAUACAUAUUACCGCAGCUGUAGCAGUGCUUACUUUGUGAGCAAUGUAUCAGUGCCCUUAUUAUGUAUAAAUGCUUUGGAUGAUCCUGUUUGUACCCGAGAGGCUAUUCCAUGGGAUGAAUGCAGGCUAAAUAAAAAUGUAGUUCUUGCCACUACAUCACAUGGAGGUCAUCUUGCAUACUUUGAGGGACUAAGAGCGGGUAGCAUCUGGUGGGUGCGGGCUGCAAAGGAAUUUCUCUCUGUUCUUUAUUCAAGCUCCCUAAUGCAUAGUGGAAAGAAGACUCCUGAUCCAGGCUCAACACUUUCAUCUCCUUUUGACAAGGGCCCUUAUUUGAAUGUCACACAUGAUGGGAUGGUUAGUACACAUGAUAGUAGUUUUAUGCAGAUCCAAAAAGAUGGCGAAGACAUUAGAGAGGAAGAAGUCUAUAUAUUUUCAGAAUCACCUGCCAAAUUAUUGGAUAAUGACAAAAAAACACGUAUUGAAUUGGAUACCUAUCAAUCUGUUAAAGAAUCCAAGCUUGCAAAUUCCAGCAGUGAAGAAGAAUCAAAGCUUGGAAAGGGCAGCAACAAAGAAGAAUCAAAACUUGCAAACGGAAGCAAUGAAGAAAAGUCUGAUCAGAAACAUUCGGAUGAGGAGAGAGGGCCUAUAUUCAAGAUAUGUAUGAAAGAUGGAAAGGAGUAUAUUGCUCUUCAAUCAGCUCUGCAGCAGCUUUUGGAACAGAUGCAGGCUUCUUCAAAAGGUGAAGCUAUGUCAAAUGCUGUAACAAGAUCUCCACAGAGCAAUGUUCUUUCUCAAUCUGGAGUACCUGAAGAGCCUGUUCAUACAAGUCCUAGUAAUCACUUGCCAUUGUGUAACUCUGAUACUGGAGGAUGCUCAAAUGUGGAAAGUGGUUCACCAAUCAAAGAAUCUGUUCAGAAGCAGAAAGGUGGAGAUGAUGAAGCAAAAACAACAAUCUCUAUCGCAAAACGAAUGAUGCAUAUAUCUCGAUCACAAAGGUGGUCAAUAUGGAUUCUUGCCUACAUGGCCCUUGUUACUGCAUGGCCUUUACUUGGUUCGGCUCUAAUGCUUAAUCUUAGAAAAAGGUUUAAGAGCGUGUGGAGUAUGGCGGGGUCUAGAAAAUAGGUACACCAUUAUAGCUGUUAGAUUAGUAUUUAUUUAUGGGUAAACCCAUUGCUUUAAAGAUGGGUUCUUAUUUAUGUUUAUUUAAAUGCCGAUUGAAUAACUUGAGUCAUGCUAAUAUGGGCGACAUAACAUUUGUCAAAAACGUAAAAAAAUAAUCCUAGAAUAUAAUUGGAAAUAUUGACCAUUCUACUGAAUUUGGGUGCAGGAUAAUGUGUUUCCUAUGCCAAUGAGGCAGUAAAGUUAUUAUCCGAAAUCUUAUUACCGUUAUCCAUGUAAAUGAUUGUUGGUUAA